Adineta steineri is the source of this 3196-nucleotide messenger RNA. The record is from the annotation of a GenBank genome assembly. NCBI's taxonomy places the organism in Eukaryota, Metazoa, Rotifera, Eurotatoria, Adinetida, Adinetidae.
UUUUUAAAUAUAAACCAGAAUAUAUUAUAUUUAGAAAAAUGACGAAUUUAAUAAUCAAAAUCAAGAAAAUAAAGAAAAACGACCAUUUCUACGUAAACGUCAAGGCCUUGCACAUUAUCAGGCACCUCCAAAACGUCGUCAACCACGUGCAAAAACAAAUGAUAGCAGUAAUAAUAAUAAUAGCACAAAAAAUGAGAAUGUGAAACGACCAACAAGUGCAAAUAGCACAAAUAAUAACCCUCGUUCAACAAUAAAUAAUAAUUCAAAUCAACGUUCACGUUCUCAAUCAUCAACAGCAUCUGCACCAUCAGGUCGGCAAACUCCAACAACUACUCGUCCAUCAUUAAAAACAAAACCAACUAAACAAAUUAAUAGUUCAUCAAAUACUGCAAAACCAUCUGUUCCUAUUUCAACUCAAAGUAAUUUAUUAGGUAAAGUUGAUUUAGAUGAUGAAGAUGAUUUAUUAACAAAAUAUCAAACAAAAAAACUUCCAAAUGAAUUCAAUGAAACUAAUCAUGAUGAUAAAUUUAUUACAAAUCUUCAAACAAUGAUUGACACAAAAUGGAAUACAUAUAAAACAUCAUUUCAUCAUAGUGAUGAUGAACAAGAUAUUAUUAAUCAUGAUGAUGACGAUGAUGAAGAUUUAUAUACAAAUACUCGUCACCGAACAUCAAGUCGUAGUAGUGGAAUUCAAUCGAAAAUCUCUAUUAUACAUCCAAAAAAGGAUUUGGAUGAUUUUGAAAAACUUGAACAGUAUGCUGAAGAACAUCCAUCAAUGAUUAGCACAGCAUCGUAUGUUGAAAAAGUAGUUUUUAAAGAUCAUAAUCAAACUAAAACAGCUGAUAUAUUUGUUAAUCGUUUAACUCGUUAUCAUGAGCAAGAUGAAGAUGAAGAAGCAGAAGUAAAUGAUUCAAAACAUGAAGAAGUAUCUGAUCUAUCGAUCAAUCCAAAUCGUAUUCGACAACGAAAAGUUAUUCCAUUUAAAAAUAAAGUCAAUGCUCGUAUUGAACAAUUAGUAGCAACAGCUGCUAUUGCAAGUGAUAAUGAUGAUGAUGAUGACGAAGAAGAUGAUGAAGCUCAUAAAUGGGAUGAUAUUGGUGUAGCUAAAAUUAUUCCUGUUAUUGCUGAUGAAUAUAAUAGUGAUAGCGGUAUCAGUUCAUUUAAAACUGAUUUUCCUAAAUUACAACAUCAACAACAAAAAAAAGAUUCAGCUCGUUCAUCUGAUUUUGGUGAUGAUCAUUCAUGGGCUGAUCGUGUUAAUGCUCCACAACUUAAUUCAUUAAUGCUUAAUACAUUUCCAGGUCUUCGACAUACAGUACCAACAUCAGCACCUCUUCCGCCGCCACCUCCACCACCACAAACACAACCUAUGAUUGAACCAAAUCAAGAUUAUAGUCGUUUAGUACGUGAAAAAGCUAAAGAGCUUGAAAAACAAAUUGAACUUUUCGAAAAAGAAAAUGGUAAAUUACAAUCACUUUGUAAUGAACGAAAUUCAGCUAUAAAAAAACUCAAACAAGAUCGUGAUGAUUUUGAAAAAAUGAAACAAAAAGAAACAGAAGAAUUUAAUCAAAUGAAAGAUGAAGAAAUGAAAAAAUUGAAACAUGAAAAACGUUUAUUUGAGCAACAUCGACAACAAUUACGUGAUCAUCCUGAUAAACGUGAACGAGAAGAAAUUGAAACAUUAAAAAAACAAGUAUUAACUUUACAAGAAGAUCUAAAACAACGUGAAACACGUUGGUCCACAACAAUAAAUCGUUUAAAAGAACGAAUUGAAACAUUAGAAUAUGAAAAUGCUGAAUUAAAACAAGAAAAAGAUAUUAUUGAACGAAAACGACUUGAUCUAAUGCAUCAAUUACAAACAAUAUCAAAAAAUCCAUUACAAGAUGAUACAUCAUCAUCAUUAUCAACAGCAAGAAAAUCAAUUAUUGAACUUUCACAACCAAAACAACGACCAAAGUCAACUGUACCAACAACAUCAAAAACUCAAUCAUUACCAAAAACAAUGGUUAUUAGAAAUUCUGAACCAUCAUCAAUUAAACCAAAAAUAAAUACAAGUGGACGACGAACACCUACAACAACAACAAGUGUUGGUGUUAAUGGAAUUAAAAAUAAUAUUGAUACCUCAAGAAAAUUAUCAUCAUUACCAGCAACAAAACGUCCAACAUCUACAAAUGAAUUAAGUGGAACAAUUGAAUCAAUACCAAUACCAACAUUAAUUGAACAACCACUUGUUAUAUCAGAAAGAGCUGACUCAGGAAAUGGAGAAAGUGAUGAAGAUUUUAGUCGAUUUGAUCGAAGAAAUGAUGAUCGAAUAUCACCAUCACUCUCAUCUCUUAUCAAUUCUGAAUAUCCGAAAACUUUCAUUACUGAUGAUGAUGUUGAAUCUAAUCAACCGGCUACUCUUGAUUAUAAAUCAUUAUUAAACAUGGCUACACGCACAUCAUCAUCAGCUACAACACUUCUGAAACGACAUCAAGAAACUUUAUCACUUCUUGAUCAACCAACAAUAAAACGACAACCAUUAACAAUAAAUAAUAAUGAUUCAACGAAUCCAACACCUCGUCUUAAUCUUCCAUUAACAACAACAACAACAACAAAAGCAAUUACAUUCAAAGAAAAUCUUCCUACAUCAUCCAAUGAUGGUAUUAUUGAAGAAAUCCGUCAUAAUGAUGGACGUAUUGAACGUAUUAAGCCAGAUCAAUCAAAACAGAUCAUAUUUCCAAAUGGUUCAAAACAAGAUAUUAGUGCUGAUGGUAGACAAAUACGUGUUCAAUUUUAUAAUGGAGAUUAUAAAGAAAAAUUAUCCGAUGGUCGUUGUGUAUAUAGAUAUGCAAGUACAAAUACAACUGAAACAGAAUAUCCCGAUGGUACACGUGUAUGUGAAUUUCCAAAUGGACAAAUUGAAAAACAUUUGCCUGAUGGAAGACAAGAACAUAUAUUACCAGAUAAAACGAAAAAUAUUUAUUUAAUUGAUGGAACAAUUAUAUCAAUAAAAACAAAUGGAGAAAAACUUAUUCAACAUCCAGAUCAAACAAAAGAAGUUCAUACUGAUACUUAUAAAAGAAAAUUAUUUCCAAAUGGUUCAAUAUUAACAGUAUUUAAUACAGGUGAACAGGAAAUUCGUUAUGCAAAUGGAAAAAUAAAAAUAAAAGAUGCUCAUGGCAAUAUUAUUAUGGAGAAAAAAGCUGCAAAAUAA